Messenger RNA from Thlaspi arvense, 1008 nucleotides. The record is from the annotation of a GenBank genome assembly. NCBI's taxonomy places the organism in Eukaryota, Viridiplantae, Streptophyta, Magnoliopsida, Brassicales, Brassicaceae.
AUGUCGGACAAGAAAGAUCAAUCCCCAGAUUCUCCAUCCAAAGGAUCAACUGUUCUCCCUUUCAAGAAGAGAGAUACUGCAGAAAUGACGCGAGCAGCAGAGACUAUGUCGAGCGGCAUCGAUUACGACCAUCUCCUCGCCAAGAACAAGAAAUUGAAGCUCGACGAACUCCAGAGAAAGGCUUACUAUCAAGUUCUCAAGGCAUUCACCGCAGAAUCUUCUGCAAUGUCUAGUCGAAGGAUUACGAUCAUCGACAAACUGAAGAGAGAAUGGAACAUUCCCUACACAACUCAUACCGCUUUUAUGGAUAAAAUCAAACAAUCGAGGGAAGAAUCAAAUCCUUCUGCUUACUGUUACUUCUCCUCUGUUCAGUUCCUCUCUGCCGAAGAAGUGAAAGUUGCUGCUCCACAAGUAGAAGAAGAGAAAACUACUGCUGUAGAAGAAGAGAAAAUGACUGCAGCAGACGAAGAGAAAAUUACUGCUGUAGAUGGCAAUCCAUUGAAACCCCGUCUGAAACUGAACGACGACGACGUUGUCAAAUUUCAAGAAAAGCUACAUGUACCUCCUGCAAAGAUGCAAGAAGAGAAGGCAGAACCGAUUUCUACUUUUGAAUAUUCAGCUAUCCCAAGCUGGGGCCAAGUUUCUCCUGCGUCUCUUGUUGACAAAUGGAUCAAUAUCAGGAUUCCUGGUGAAGACGAUUACACUGCAUACCUCAUCGCAAAGUAUGACGCAGAAAGGGAAAUGCACUACCUGAUCACUGCUAUAGCCGAAGACGACCUGGUUGACCCGUGCAAGUGGAUUGAUAUCAGAAACUUUCCGGCAGAAGAUUUAGUGUGGCAAGAGGGACAUCCCGGAUUCCCAACACAUAAACGCUGUCUUAACCCAGGCGAAACAAUCUUGCACUUAACCAGUACAGCUCGAGAAAAGAGGCGAAUUACGGAGGUUGGAAUAACUGACAGUGGGAUUCCUAUCAUCAAAAAGCUCGACAAGGGAAAGGGUAAGGCCUGA